ACAACGAACAUCUCUGGUCAACAUGGAGCCUGAUGUCUACAGCCUCAACAUGGACUUGCUCUCGUUCAGGAAUCAGUCUUCCUCUUCAUUGUAUAACAACUCGAAUGGAAGUAGCAACAACGGACUCACUAUGCCGCCCCUUCCCGACAGUGCUGCCAACCCUUCGUUAGAAGAACAGCGACUCAAACUGCAGCUCGCGCGCGAGACAGUCCGCCUGCGAGAACUAGAACUGCAGCUCGACCUCGAACAGCGAAAACAGCGCGUGCGGGAGCUUGACCUGCAGAUCGCAGCUGAGAAGCGGAAAGAGCGGGAGGCGGAGGUCGAACUUGCUCGAUUGCAGGCGAUGCAUGUCUCUCCUUCUGUCCCUGAAUCUGCGUCCAAUCCUGCACUCCAGAACGGCGAUACCCCGAACUCGACAACUGUGAACACCGGGCUGCAGAACAUGACGCCUUUCACACCAAUGAUCGAUUUCAACUUCAUGCAAAUGUCGAACCCCGCUCUUGCAAGUACGGGGAUGGACAACUUCCCAGGAAUGGGGAUGUUCGGAGAUAGUGGGUUUGCAACCUGGACGGGGAUGCCGACAGGGCCUACGAUGGCUCCCUUCUCCGGAUUGGACAUGAGUAAUGGUGUGGGAGGGCCUGUAGCUUCGCCUACGACGAUGGACCCGGGAUUUGAGGACAUGCUCAAAGAGAUCUUUGGUGGGCCGGAGCAUGCUAUCCCUCCCGAACCACCUUUGUCCCUUUCCUCCGGCUCACCAGACGACCCCGCUGCUAUCGGAGCCGACGACGCAGACGACCAUGCCGAUGAUGCGCUUGUCCAAGGUCCAUCGACGACCGCCUCCGGCAGCUCUGGAUCGAGCGCUUCGCCCCUAACCCAGGCGCCGUUAGCACCCAGCGCUCGCCGAUCAAGAAAGCUCCGUAUUGAGACACUUAUCACCUGCUCCAACUGUGGGAACCCGAUCGCAAAGCUCCUUUUGCGCGGGACGAGAGAAGAGCUGGACGUGCCGUACGAGUUGAGGUACUUGUGCGAGGACUGUACCACUCCGGUGACGUUUGGUGAGCAGCCGCAGAUUAAGAGGAGGAUCAAGCAGGGGAACGACACGACGAUGCCGACGGUGUGUGAUGUGUGCUUGAGGAGGCAAGGGACGGGAGGUAUCGUCCCGAAGUUCCCAGAGCAGACGCUUGAGUUCGCCUCAGAGGUCGUCUGUUUGCAAUGCACAGAAAAGUAUCAGCGGUGUAGUGAUUGUGGGGGCGGGUCAGGAAGAGCUGGAGCGGGAAAAUGGAGAUGCAAAGAACUCUUCGAUGAAGGGCGCAAGACUUGUAACCUUUCCCAUGCGCGGCUAGGCACAGGUGAUCUCGAGAUGGCGUCCUGGGACGUAUCAGACACUUUCAGACAAGACGUCAUGAUCGACAGCGUUAUCGAGGCAUGCGAAGUGUUAUGGAAAGAUAACUUCCUACGGCUAGCGGUGCCUGAGGUGCUGGAAGUCGACAGUGAUUCGCCUUUGCAACUCAAGACGUUCCAAGAUAUCGAGAAUAAGAUUCUUGCAAGUGGGUGGCCGGCGAAGGACUUUGUGCUCAAAGGCCCCGGACCUGGUCAGAGGCACUACGUUAGCCUGACGUGGGCACGAAACAGGCCAAGAAGAGGAAAGCCCGUUAUUGAGGAACUACCAGAAGAGGUGAACGAGGAAGAUAAGCUCCUUGCGAAUUUGCGGCGGACGACGAAGCUCUAUCCUCCCGGAUACAUGCUCGUCAACAUCUGGCUGUCACAGUGGGAUAUUUCCAGUCGCACUAUCCGCCUAUUCACAACAUCUCCCUUCGAAAACAGUGACCUAGACGCGCACUCGUCCAUCGCCAUUGCGGAAAUGUUCCGUAAGAUCAUCGCCGCCGGGACGGACGACUACGCCUCCGCAAACCGGCCUCCUUUGCACGUCUGGAUGACGUUCGAGAAGCUAGGUCCGAUGAUUGACCAACGGGUAGAGGAUGCGUUCGUCAAGAAACGUGCGUUCCUCCCACUCGAAGCCUAUAUCCAGCGACACGCCGAUAUGGACCAGGACCAAUUCCGUUGGCCCGCAUACACCCGUGCCGCCCUGGAUCCCCAGUAUCGCCAGUCUGGGGAAAGCCCCGUGCUCGUGCUUGUCAAACAUCUGGGCUCGAGCAUGAGCUGGCAAAAGCUCCUGCAGCUGAAGAUUCAGGAGAUGAAGGACCGGAAAGAGGCGAGCCAGUUGAUCAGAAAGAGGAAGGCGACUGAUGAGGUCGAGGCCCGGCGGACGUGAUCGCUUACGGCCCAUGGAUCCACGGAUCUGUGAAUUGACUGAGUACUUGACUGAGUACUUGCUUGAGUGGUUGAUGGAACCGUUGAGGUCGGUUCAGAGCCGGGCACCUGAAGUACGUGUACGUCUAUACCCGUACCUGUUGUGUUGCGUUGCUAUGUGUACAAUAAUCACCGCUCACUCGGAAAAUGAAUCCG
Messenger RNA from Dacryopinax primogenitus, 2466 nucleotides. RefSeq lists its product as uncharacterized. Lineage: Eukaryota; Fungi; Basidiomycota; Dacrymycetes; Dacrymycetales; Dacrymycetaceae. The coding region runs from base 23 to 2272 and encodes 749 amino acids. The transcript has 6 exons. The record is from RefSeq and is a predicted model, not a curated record.